AGUGUGGGUGGCGUGUGGGCACUGGGCUGCGGAUUCUGGUGUAAAACCUCCACUGUCCUUGUGUUUCCUUUGGUUUGCUUCUAACAGGGUUUUGAAAGGGUAUUUUUGAGUAUGUUCAGACUGGAAAUAAGGGUGUUUCUGUUUGUAUUGUUCACCUGACAAAAGACUCUUGUGUCUUGCACAGUACGUUGCAAAGCCUUUUCCAAACUUUAAAUUCUAGGGAGCAGGAGGGGUCUCGGCAUGACUCAGUAAUGUAGAGUUUGGGGCAGAGAAGGCAAUCCGCGCGUGGUGGAAUAGGCUGGGUGCGAAUAUAAUCCCCUCUCAGCCUUGGCUUGGUCUGCUGACCCACGCGUACACACAGGUGUUCACAAACAAUUGCUGUUUGUGUUCGUGAACACAGAGCGCAGCAUUGCCGGAUUUGUGAAUGGCUUGUGAAGGAUGGAUUCGAGCUGGCUGUGCUGUUUCCUAGUGUUGGGAAAAUAUAACAAUUUGGAGCAGGGAGAUAAGGAAAGUGACAACAAGUGUGACAUCUGGAGUCACAGUCCUCUGGUUCUGUGCUCUGCAAAUAAAAACCUAGGGUUUGUUGGUUUGCUCAGAUGGUCACGAAAUAGUUUGUUGUUUUCUAGGAAAGGACCGUAGAAAUCUUUCCAAGCUUCUGUUGUUAGAAGCAUGGUGGUUUGUGUUUUGGUACAGAAUUUAAAACAGGAGUCUAGUCAUGAAGGUAUUACGUUGUCUGCAAACUGGGUGCAUCUUUGAAGGCAGACGUGCUUAUUAGCUGGAAAGACAAAGCAGGAGAACCAAAUGUUUCCAUUUUCCUGUUGGAAAUACCGUCUUUAAGAAUUAUAAAGUCGGUAUUAAUGAGGACUAAUUGGUAAUUUGGGCCUUCAGUGUAAAACUGGUAAAUGGUUUUUGAAGUGGUGAUUGGUGGGUGUUUGCUUGCCAAGGCCUCACAGGACGGAGCUGUAUGAGGACUCACCGUCGGGAUGCUGGCCCAUCGUGUAUUCCCCAGACUACAACAUCACCUUCAUGGGACUUGAGAAGCUGCACCCCUUUGAUGCAGGGAAAUGGGGGAAAGUCAUCAAUUUCUUGAAAGAAGAAAAACUAAUUGCAGAUGACUUGAUUGUGCAGGCACGGGAGGCAACUGAUGAAGAUCUCUUGGUUGUUCACACCAGGCGCUACCUUAAUAAAUUAAAGUGGUCAUUUGUUGUGGCUACAAUCACAGAAAUUCCACCAGUUGCCUUUCUUCCAAAUUUUGUUGUUCAGCGAAAAGUUCUGAAACCUCUACGAACGCAGACAGGAGGAACGAUAAUGGCAGGAAAGCUUGCUGUGGAUAGAGGAUGGGCCAUCAAUGUGGGGGGUGGUUUCCAUCACUGCUCCAGUGACAAAGGGGGAGGAUUUUGUGCAUAUGCUGAUAUUACACUGGCCAUCAAGUUCUUAUUUGAGAGAGUACAAGGAGUAUCUAGAGCCGCAAUUAUUGAUCUGGAUGCCCAUCAGGGAAAUGGCCAUGAGAGGGACUUUAUGGAUGAUCCUCGGGUUUAUAUUAUGGAUGCAUACAAUAGAUAUAUUUACCCAGGAGAUGGUUUUGCUAAACGUGCCAUAAAACGCAAAGUGGAACUGGAGUGGGGCACAGAGGACACCGAGUACCUGCAGAAGGUGCACACCCAUGUGGAAGGAGCCCUGAAUGAAUUCAAGCCUGACAUCGUUGUUUACAAUGCUGGCACUGACAUUCUGGAUGGGGAUCCCCUGGGAGGCCUGGCCAUUUCCCCCCAGGGCAUUGUGAAGAGGGAUGAGGUGGUGUUCAGGGCUGCCAGGAGCCGUGGAAUCCCUGUGCUGAUGGUGACAUCCGGGGGGUACCAGAAGAGGACAGCACGGAUCAUUGCUGACUCCAUCCUCAACCUGCAUAGCCUGGGGCUCCUGGGCAGGGAGCAGGCAGCCUGUGCACUUGGGAGUCCCAGCCUGGAUCAGAUGGUCAGAGACUCUGCUAAGGACUUCAGCAACUUGUCACUGCAGUGACAGGUCACCAAAUGUUAGUCAUGUAACUCAGAGGCAAUACAGAAUAACUCUAACUCCUGAAUUUAUCUCGAGCUAGGGCAACACAUCCUUUUAAGGUAAUUGAGAUAUGUACUCAAGGGUACUGUCUUUAUGUUUAAUACUGCUGUAGAAAGCUUAAUUUGCUUCUGUGAUUGGUAUGGGGGUCUGUUAUGUUGGAAGAACUAUUCAGCUGGUAUCCGAAGACUGUCCCAGACCUGUUUCAGAUGGUGGAGAAUGGUCUGAGGUGGGAGGACUAUGGACUAAAGCUACUGUUUUGUGAGGUUUUUUUAAAUGCUGUGUUUUAUUUAUUGCUUUUUAAAUUGAGAUACUGUUAUACAACAAGUUCUGUGCAGACUUCAGCUGUCAGUUUAACACUAAAGGGAAGUGCAAUACUGUAAAAGCCAGGGCAGUUGUUUAUGGCUUUGAAACCAUAGACAGGUAGAAGAAAUGUUUGUAAAUUCGUAGUUCAUUCCUGUUGUUGAUAGUGACUUAAAUCUUUCUCAUAAACACCUUACGAAAUAGGUUUGGCUCCAUAUGCAAAUGAGCCGUAAGAGGCUCACCAUUUACUAGUAUGGUGUUCCAAACAAGCUCUGCAUGUGACGGGCAAUAGGUUCUGUGCACUGUAAUAACUCACAGAUGGAGAAACUACAGUCCAAUGAAAGCUGAUCUUAGAGUUCUCAGCAACCUUACAAAAAAAACUACGUGGAAAUAUAGGUUGUCUUAUUAUUUCCAGCUUGCCAUGUAUGAAACGGGAGUAUAUUUAAAUGGUUGUUCCCCAACUAGUGCUGUGUUUUUUAUUUGCUCAGAGAGUAAUGGUAUUUCUAAUUGUAGUCAUAGUUGGUAAGCAGAUCCUUCAUUAUUCUUGUUCAUCAAGAAAUGCAGUGACAUUCCUACAAUAAAAUAAUUUGCUAACUUUAUACAGAGCUUUUAGGAGGAUUUGGGAACAAAAUAGUGUAUUCAAAGCAACUUGCUUCAAAUUCAGUUGCACUACCUGGGAACUUCGGCUUUGCACAAGUUGGUAUAUUUUGCAUUAGGUGCUGUUUGUAGCAGUGGGUUGUAAAUGUGCUAAACUGUAUAUUUUGCAAGAGCUUUUAUAACUUUCACUGAUUUGUACUACAAGUUUUACAUCAUGUUUAGUUUGGAGCCAUCCUGUGAGGGCGCACCAGGAUUUUCCUUGUAGUAGAGUUGUUGUGUAAGCUAUUUAAGGAAUGUUCAAUUCUAAUUAUAAUACUUACCUCAUUUAGUGUUCAUGUUUAGAUCGUGGGUUUGUCAAUUGUAGGAAUUGCGCAACUGCUAUAAAUACAUGUUUUAAACCAGAUCUGACCUAUUGCACUAAGCUUGAGUUGCUACACUGGGGUUCGAGAGCACUUUUAAAUUUCUUACUAAAAGGACCAUCAGAGUACGACUAAUGUUGAGAUUUAUUUUUUCUAUACUGUCUGACAUUACUGAAAGAUGUUGUUAUUCUUUCAUAUAAUUUUUAUAAAACUCUAGAUUACAUUUCUAUUAAUUAAACGGCCGUCAUAGCACCACAUGGUCUUUCUGCAAACAUUUGCUGUUUGUGUUAACCUAUUUCUAUAAUUUUCCCUCAGUGGAGAUUAAAAUGAUGUUGAACAAUGC
Cyanistes caeruleus (blue tit) is the source of this 3648-nucleotide messenger RNA. The record is from RefSeq and is a predicted model, not a curated record. Lineage: Eukaryota; Metazoa; Chordata; Aves; Passeriformes; Paridae.